Molecule: messenger RNA, 1887 nt
Organism: Cajanus cajan (pigeon pea)
Lineage: Eukaryota; Viridiplantae; Streptophyta; Magnoliopsida; Fabales; Fabaceae
Biological process (GO): lipid biosynthetic process
Source: RefSeq, a predicted model, not a curated record
AUGCAUUUCCUAUACGAGUACGAGAAUUAUGACCCCUCUUUCCCCGACCAACCCGUGGUUGACCUCUACCUCCCAGUUUGGGCUAGGCUACCAGCCUUCCGGUCCAAACCAGCCUUCAUUUGGGCUGAAGAACCAGAACCAGAACCAGACCCUGACACCUCCACAAGCCUCACCUACCAACAACUUAAUGCAACCGUUGAUCUCAUCUCCUCUGAGUUGCUGGGCCCAUUAGAAAGAGGUGACACAGUCCUGCUUCUGUGCUCUCCAGGACUAGACCUCGUUGAGGUCAUCUUCGCCUGUCAAAGAGCUGGUCUUCUGAGCGUCCCCCUCAUCCCUCCUCACCCUUCUUUCGCUAACGAAAACUAUCACCACCUCAUAAGAGCCAUUUCACAAACCAAGCCCAAAGCUGCCGUAGCCCACUCUCACUACAUAUCAAGCAUUCAACACUACCUCUCUUCUCCUCCCAACAACAACAAACUCUCUCACAUGUUACAAUCCAUCCGCUGGAUUUCCAUCGACCAACUCAAACAUGGUAAAGACAACGCUCCUUCCCUCACAUACAGUGGUUGCAAAGCAGACGACGUUUAUUUGGUUCAGUACACGUCUGGUGCCACUGGCGUCCCCAAACCCGUCCUUGUCACUGCCGGUUCUGCUGCUCACAACGUUAGAACAGCCAGAAAAGCUUACGAUCUUCAUCCAAACUCCACCAUCGUUUCAUGGCUCCCACAGUAUCACGACUGUGGCCUCAUGUUUCUGUUGCUCACCAUCGUAUCAGGAGCCACCUGUGUUCUCACCUCCCCAACCAACUUCAUCAAACGCCCCAGCCUCUGGCUUGAACUCAUCUCCCAAUUCAAAGCCACAUGCACUCCCGUUCCCUCUUUCACUUUGCCUCUUGUCCUCAACCGUGGCCAAGGAACUUCACCCAUCAACCUCUCUACUUUGAACAACCUCAUAAUCAUCAACGAACCCAUCUACAGAGACUCCGUCGAACAAUUCCUUCACGCUUUUUCUCCGCAUGGCUUAAGCCCUUCCUCCAUCUCUCCCUCUUACGGCUUAGCAGAGAAUUGCACCUUCGUGUCCACUGCAUGGAGGAGUGACAACACCGCUAACGCAUAUUCCACCUUCCUAGAUUUUCCAACUCACAACAAACUGCUACCCGUUGCAAGGCUCAGACACGUGGAACAGGAAGACGUGGAAAUCAUGGUUGUCGACGAACAAACAUUGGAGCCAGCCGAGGAUGGCGUCGAAGGAGAAAUCUGGGUUGCUUCACCAAGCAACGCCUCUGGCUACCUUGGCCACCCCAGUUUAACAAGAGAGGUGUUUCAUGGAAGACUAAGAAACACGGUGAGCAGGUGCUUUCUUCGGACUGGGGACAGAGGCAUCGUAAAAGGAGAAAGAAGAUAUCUCUUCGUCACUGGUCGCUGUCAAGACGUCAUAAAACUCCAAAACGGUGAUAAGGUUCACCCGCAUUACGUAGAGACUGCGGCUUAUAACAGUUGCACCAAGUUACUCAGAGGAGGUUGCGUUGCGGCGUUCAAUGUUUCCUCAACGGUGGCUCUUGUGGCGGAGAUGCAGAGGGUGGGAAAAGAUGUGGACAAGGGUUCGUUGAGGAGGGUUUGUGAGGGAAUUAGAGAAGGUGUGUGGAAGAAAGAGAGGGUGGAGGUUGGAUGGGUGGUUUUGGCUAGGAGUGAGAGCGUUCCCAAAACCACUUCUGGGAAGUUGCAAAGAUGGCACGCCAAGGAGAAGCUUCUUGCAGGCCAAAUGAUGAUUCUCAUGGAGAUGCGGUUUGGAAAAGAUGUUACUGUUUUUAAGAGAGCACAAACGGUAAGAGAUGUUACUAGUUCGUUAUGUGCACAAACUCGUACCUCGUUAAUCUCACAUCUAUGA